Molecule: messenger RNA, 1199 nt
Organism: Pelagomonas calceolata
Lineage: Eukaryota; Pelagophyceae; Pelagomonadales; Pelagomonadaceae
Source: the annotation of a GenBank genome assembly
AUGGCGAGCCCCGACCGGGCUUCAAGGAACCUGCAGCUGAGCCAAAAUCGUACGAGCUUGGCGUUCAGAUUCCUCUUCCAAGCGCAGCCCGCGGCCCGCCCGCUCGCCUCGUGGACGCCUGGCCCUCGCUGGCACCCAAAGCGCGCGGCGGGGCUGCCCCCGGGCGCCCGCGCGGCCGCCGCGGAGCCAGCAGCUGGCAGCCAGGGUUCGGAGCCACGAGCGUGCCGCCCCGUGGGCCCGGGGAGCGUGCCCACAGCGCGCCACCGGGCCAACCUCGGAACGCGAGGCGCGGGCCCGCCGCGGCCGUUCCCGCGAUGGCGGAGCGGCCCGCCGGCCGCCGCGCCGAGCUCGACCUCCUGAAGGAUAAGCUCGCGGAGCAGAGGUCCGUCCUCGACGCCCCGUGCGUCUGCCCCGACCGGCCGUGCAAGCGGCACCGAACGUCGCCGCUGCCGCGCGAGCACCACCGCGGCGCGUCCCUCGAGGCCAUCUUCGAAGGGACGGAUACGACGUGCAAGCACACGGCCGUCGCGCUCGACUACCUGCGGUGCACGACCGAGGCUUCGCAGUACCAGGUCACGUCCACGAAGGACGACACCGUCGUGAGCUGCUCGGCGGCCUGGCUCGACACAUGCGGGUAUGGUCUCGAGGACGUGAUCGGUCGCAAUUUCCGGCACCUGCAGGGGCCGAAGACGGACGCGUGCGUCGUCCGGAGACUCGCCGCGGCCGUCGCCCGGGGCGAGCCCUGCGAAGGCACGCUGAUCAAUUAUAGAGCGGACGGGUCGACGUUUGAGAACGAGUUUGUCAUCGUGCCCGUGCGCCGGUGUCAUAGCAGUGAACCGAGCCACUGGCUCUCGGUGCACGGCGACGCGUCGGCGCUGCACUGGUCGGCGCGGUCGUCUCCAGAAAUACAGCACCGCGCCGUCUCGGUCUCGGGCUCGCGCGGCUCGGACCGGUCGCGGUCCAAAUCCUCGGAGACCGACUCGGACCCGUCGGGCGGCUGGCUCGACCUCGAGCGCGCGCGGUCGCGGUCCGGCUCGCCCGGGUCGUCGUCGGGCUCGUCGUCGGGCCUGUCCGGAUCGGGGUCGCCGGCGGCGCUCGAAACGGCCUUACGGCGAGCGGAGGCCGCCGAGGGCGCGCUGGCCUCGAUGACGCGCCGCGCGGAAAAGGCCGAGAAGGCGCUCGCCGAGCGCGGUACAUAG